Daucus carota subsp. sativus is the source of this 5399-nucleotide messenger RNA. RefSeq lists its product as uncharacterized. Gene Ontology annotation, biological process: DNA repair; telomere maintenance. NCBI's taxonomy places the organism in Eukaryota, Viridiplantae, Streptophyta, Magnoliopsida, Apiales, Apiaceae. The transcript has 16 exons. The record is from RefSeq and is a predicted model, not a curated record. Gene Ontology annotation, molecular function: DNA helicase activity. The coding region runs from base 115 to 5343 and encodes 1742 amino acids.
CUUCUUUCCAUUACAGGAGAGAACCCAGCUCACUUCCUUUAAUUUCAAAUUUGAAUCAAAUUAGGGUGUGUUCAGCUCGCCGUUUUCUUCCUGUGAGCCUUUUACUUUUCACCCAUGGAGAAGCAGCGGUCUCUUAUUAGGGAAUCUAGGUCGAAGGAAUCAGCGAAGGAAUCAUUGUUGUAUAAUGUUUUUAAUUACGACAUCUCGAUGAUGAAGGUUCAGGAUAAGACAGUUGAAGGUCCGUCAACUCGGAGUAGUGCAGAUGACUUUGUGGGAAAGAGUCAUAGCCAGUCUCCCCCUCGAUGCCAGAAUGUUUACGAAAUGACAGAGUUGCAUUUCAAGAAAAGGAAAGCUGCCGAUGAGCUUCUCAAGUCUAAAAACAGGACUCCUUUCUUAUUUGAUGUUUUUAACUAUGAGACAACGAUGAUGAAGAAUCGUGACCAAUCUGAGAAGGAAAACCGCGCUCCCCUCACCAACGACAUUUUGGUGGAAAAUAACGAGAACCAUAAUCUGAAACAAUUUGUUGAGAAGAAUUCGGAUUGUCCAUCAGGAAGUUCAAACAGAGCAGUGAAUUCUUCUAAAAAAAGGAGUCCGUUGUCAAUUUUAAAUGGAAAUGUAUUACAUGACGUUUCGAAAAAAAACAUUGGCACGAAGAAGCCACGAGUGCAGGGUUUGCGGGAGAGCAAAAAAUCAGAGCUCAGAGACAAUGUUCAAAGCCCACAUGUUCAUCACUCAACAUUUCCCGAGCAUGGAAAGACGAAAUUUACAGCUGCGUCUCCAGAGAAUACUCCCAGAUCAAUUCUAUGUGAUAUUUUGAAUUCCAGUGCUGGGUCGUCAACCUCUGUGCAAGGAACAGUUAAUAAGAAAUGUUUUGAAAGUACCCCUCAAACUUUAAACUUUGACAUGGGUUCCAGCAAUCAGGAGAAUGCACAUACUAUGGAUGAAGCUGAGUUUUCGCGCACAGAGGAACAUGUAGAUGACCCUUCUGAAAUUUAUGAACAUGAUGAUUUUUUGGAUGGUACAGAAACUUGGUCUAAAGACAGACUGGGAAAAACAUCGAAAGUUCCAAGUGGAUAUUCAACCCUUGGUCCUCCUAAUGUCAAGUGUACUAAAUGUGAUGCAAUGAUGUGGAGGGAGGAGCGGACGAACAAGAACAUAACGAAAGGAACUCCACACUUUUCAUUGUGUUGUGCUAAUGGUGAGAUACGGCUUCCAAAGGAAAAGCCUACUCCCUCUUAUUUGUGGCAGUUGUACAAUGAUAAGCAGAAAGGCCCAAAGUUUAAAGACGGCAUCCGUAUAUAUAACAGCAUGUUUGCGUUUACUUCCACUGGUGGAAGGGUUGAUCAUUCUAUAAACUGUGGUGGGGCUCCUUAUAUUUAUAGAUUAAAUGGUCAAAACCAUCAUAUGUUCGGUUCACUAAUUCCUGAUGAUGGGGAUGAUCCUAAGUUUUGUCAGCUAUAUAUUUACGACACUACCAAUGAAGUUGCAAACAGGAUGAAAUGGAUUAGUGUGAGUGAUGGUCAGGUUAUUCACGCUGAAAUUGUUGAGGGUUUGAUUAGAAUGCUGGAUGAAACCAAUGAGCUGGUGAAGGAAUUCAGAUCACACCGUGAUCGUUUUGAAGAAGACAAUGUUGCUGAUCUAGAAAUAACAUUGAAGGUAUCUCGAGCAGAAAGUGGUAGGGAAAACCAUAUAAUUCCCGCAGAUGAUGUUGCUGGAAUAAUGGCUGGAGACCUUGAUGACAAUUCUCAAUAUCGUGACAUUAUACUUCAUUCUAAAGAAGAUCGUCUGCAGAGAGUAACCGAUAUUCAUCCAAAAAUCAUGGCACUCCAGUAUCCUCUGCUUUUUCCUCACGGUGAUGAUGGUUUUCACAUUCACCUGCCUUAUGGUGGCGGGGAUAAUAAGAAAAAAAGGAAAAGAGUUUUACUUACGCAGAAGGAGUACUACUCUUACAAGUUGCAAGUACGUCUAAAUGAAGGCAUGACACCCCGGUUGGGUGGUCGUUUAUUUCAGCAGUACAUAGUUGAUGCUUUCUCUACCAUUGAGCAAGCUCGAUUAUGGUACAUUCGUACUCAUCAGACCAAAUUACGUAAUGAUCUAUAUAAGCAGAUAUAUGAUUCUCUGCGUAGUGGCAAUACAGAUGCAUCAGCUGUUGGCAAAGGUAUUGUCCUUCCUGCUGGUUUCAUUGGUUCUAGAAGGUACAUGCAACAAAACUUUCAAGAUGCGCUUGCUGUUUGUCGUUACAUUGGGCAUCCAGACAUUUUUUUAACAAUGACAACAAACCCCCUUUGGGAUGAGAUUACCGAGAUGAUGAAAUUACUACCUCACUGUCUUCCUCAGAAUUCUCCGGAUAUCAUAGCACGAGUUUUUAAACUUAAACUCGACCAGUUGGUUGAUGACAUAAAGAACAAAUCCUUUUUUGGGACAUGUAUUGGAGUUAUGUAUGUUGUGGAAUUCCAAAAGCGAGGGCUGCCUCACGUGCAUAUGUUGAUAUGGUUAAGUGCUGAUGCGAAGAAAAAUCUGCAGUCAAACGUAGACAAGUUUGUAUCCGCCGAAGUGCCCGAUCCAGACGAAGAUCCUGCAGGGUAUGCUGCUGUACAAUCGUUCAUGAUUCAUGGGCCAUGUGGUUCUGAAAAUCCAAAAUCCCCAUGCAUGAAAGACUUCAAGUGUAUUAGGCACUUUCCCAAAAAAUAUUGUGCCACCACCACAUUCGACGAUUCUGGGUUUCCAAUAUAUAGACGUCGAAAGAAAGAUUUGCCUAAAGAUGCAAAUGGAAAAGAAAGACAUCUUGAUAAUAAGUGGGUUGUUCCAUAUAACCGGGACUUAUUGGUGAAAUACCAAUGUCAUAUAAAUGUGGAAAUAUGUUGUCAUGCAAGGAGUAUAAAAUAUCUCUUCAAGUACUGUCUUAAGGGUCACGAUCGAGCUACUGUUGAGAUUAAAAGCCGUAAGAAAGACCAAUCAGCUUCAAAUAAUGAUGUCCCUCUAGAUGAAAUAAACCAAUAUUUUGAUGGUAGAUAUAUAUGUGCGUGUGAGGCAGCAUGGAGAAUCUUUGGGUUUAAUAUACACUAUCGAACACAUUCUGUUCAGCGUUUAUCUUUUCAUCUCCCAGGGGAAAGAAAUUGCACAUUUAAGGAGACUGAGCCAUUACCAAAAGUGGUUGCCAGAGAGAGGAACAAGUUAAGUCAGCUAGAAGCUUUUUUUAAGCUAAAUUCUACUGAUCCUGAAGCUCGCAAAUUCACUUAUGAUGAGAUUCCAAGACAUUAUGUGUGGAAUGAGCUUGAUACUGUUUGGAAUGUACGGAAGCGGGGUAUACAGAUUGGAAGAUUGUUUUACACUCAUCAUAGUACAGGAGAACUAUGGUACUUGCGCCUGCUUCUCACCAAGGUUCGAGGUCCUACUUCAUUUAAGCACCUGCGCACAGUGAAUGGUAAAGUCUGUCAGUCGUUUCAGGAUGCAUGUAGAGAAUAUGGCCUCCUCGAUGAUGACAAUGAAUGGCACCAAGUUAUGCAGCAAUGUUCCGUGACUGGACUGGCAACACAAAUACGCCAACUGUUCGUACACAUUAUGGUCAACUGUCGAGUGACUGAUUUGAAGAAAUUGUGGAAUGAUCAUUGUGCACAUAUGAUGGAUGAUAUACUGUUAAUGCGCAGGAAGAUUAGUGGGAAUCCAGAUUUGGUGCUUAAUGAUAAACAGUUAGAGUAUUAUGCUCUUGCAGAAAUUCAUAAGUUGCUGAAGUCCAUUGGUAAAUCAUUGAAGGAUUUCAAUCAGCUGCCUCAACCACCCAGCAUCUAUUUGGAUUGUGGAUUGAACAAUCUCAUUGUCGAAGAAACAAGUUAUGAUAUCAAAGAGAUGGAAAGAGAACACAGAGCUCUCAUCUCUGAACUCAAUGAAGAACAGUUGCAGGUAUACAACUCAAUAAUGAAAUCACUGCAAAGGACCGAUGGUGGGUUUUUUUUUGUUUAUGGCAGCGGUGGUUGUGGAAAGACUUUCCUCUGGAAGACCUUGAUCUCAAAAUUGAGAUCUGAGAGUAUGAUAGUUCUUCCUGUUGCUUCAUCCGGUAUUGCUGCCACCCUCUUGCCAGGUGGGCGUACAGCUCAUUCGAGGUUUAAAAUACCUAUUAUUUUGGAUGAUUGUUCUACGUGUAACAUAGCACAGCAGUCUGAUAUCUCUCAGCUCCUACAGAAGACCAGUCUUAUAAUAUGGGACGAGGCACCUAUGCAGCAUCGAUAUGCAUUUGAGUGUCUCGAUCGCUCGCUGCGUGAUAUUAUGAAGUCUGUUGACCCGAAACGUUUUCAUAUCCCUUUUGGUGGAAUCAACAUAGUGCUCGGUGGUGAUUUUCGCCAGAUCUUACCAGUCAUACCUGGAUCAUCUCGGGCUGAAGUUGUGUCAGCUUCUGUUAUCCGAUCAAAGUUGUGGAAAAAUGUUGAGCUCCAUACCUUGGUCCAGAACAUGCGUAUCAAUAAAGGUACAGAUCCAGCUGAUCAAGAGCGCAUGAAGAAUUUUGCACAAUGGGUUCUUGAUAUAGGGGAUGGUGAAAUUGAGAGAGCUGCUGAUGGAGCCUUUGAGGAUGAUAUAUGCAUCCCCUCUGAAUUUUGCAAUGUUGGGAGUGAAAACUGCAUCGAUGAUAUGAUAGAUAGCACAUUCCCGGAAUUUGCACAGCAUUUCAACGAGCCAUCUUACUUGAGUGAAAGAGCUAUAUUAACUCCCACCAACAGCACAGUAGCUCAUGUUAACUCCUUAAUUGUGGAAAGAAUCCCUGGAGAAUCACAAUCUUAUUACAGUGUUGAUCACGCUGAGGAUUAUCCUGGAACGGAGACUGAGUUGAACAAUAGUUUCCCCCCGGAAUAUUUGAACUCCUUGAGUGUUCCCGGACUGCCUACCCAUGAACUUAAACUGAAGGUAGGAGUCGUUGUUAUGUUAAUGCGUAACUUAAACCAGACGUUGGGCUUAUGCAAUGGAACAAGGAUGAUGGUGACUAGGUUACUUCCAAACUGUGUCGAAUGUGAAGUAAUUUCUGGGAAUUUUGUUGGCACUAAGCAUUUUAUUCCUCGAAUGGAGCUUUUUCCUACAGAUUCCAAGCUCCCAUACAAGUUGAUGAGGAAGCAAAUGCCUUUGCAAAUCUGCUACGCCAUGACAAUCAACAAAUCUCAAGGACAGUCCCUUAAAAAUGUUGGUUUAUAUUUACCUAAGCCUGUAUUCAGUCAUGGCCAGCUGUACGUGGCCAUCAGUCGUGUGACAUCUCCCGAAGGCCUUAGAAUAUAUAUUGAAUCAGAGAUGGGUCUGACUACCAAUAUUACUCAGAAUGUAGUGUACAAAGAAGUAUUCAACAAUUUACCAUGCAUUUAGGUUGUCUUGCAUUCAUAUUAUGUAAUGUAUUUAUGUAUGCUCCACAACCUAAUGAA